AUGGACGACGAGUUCAGACGACAGAACGAGGGCCAAGGCGAUGGGAACUUGGCCCAGUCCCUCCAGCGCCUGUCUAUCGCAACCUCCUCGCCCACCAGAACACCCCGCUCUGCACGUCCCACCGGAUCGGCCCCCCUCAGACAAGUCGCCGACCAGUCGCCCACUGCUAGACGACCCGAGAGUGCGAUGCGCAGUCCGCUCCGGAGCACUUCCGCUUCGGUCAUUUCGUCUUCGUCUCGUUCCAACACCCCGACUCUACUGCGCAAGGCGUCUAUGAACUCGCUACAUUCCGGCAACGGGGUUACACCAUCCCGACGAAGCAGCACGGCCAAUAUUCUCUCCUCCAGCAGCGCCAACAGGGCAAGAUCCGGCCGAUCGCCUCUCCGAAGCUUGUCCCCCGAGAUCCCAGAGAAGCCCAUCCCGACGCCCCAUUCCGUCGCCAGCGACCAUUUCAAGGCUGAGCUCAACAUCCACCAUGGCCCCGAGCCUACCCGCCGCGCCGAGACCGUCGUCGUUCUUCAAGAUGCCUGUUACGGGCACCGGUUCUCGCGCCCUCGCUCGUCGCGCAACCACCUCAGCACCAUCGUUGAGCGCCCCGAGCGAAUCAAGGCUUGCGUCUUGGGUGUGUCGGCGGCGUACGUGAGACUGGGCGAACGACAUGAGGACGGCGCAUUCCCCCUUCUGCCAGAAUCAGAUGCUGCAUCGCUGCCUUCGAUUCCCUUUCGUAUUCAGAGAUCGAACCGGCGCCUGUCCCUGAGUUCACCUGCGGUUACCAACGUGCACGGGACCAAGUGGAUGGAGGAGCUCAAGAUCAUGUGCAACACGGCCGAGGGGAAGUUGGCCGCGGGCGGGAAAGAGCUUCAGCGACCGGAUAUGGACCGAGGGCCGAAUACAGGAGCCCCGCAGAAGUUCCACGAGGGCGACCUAUACCUCUGUGACGAGUCAUUGGCAGCAAUGGAGGGGGCGCUUGGUGGUGUUUGCGAUGCGGUUGAUGCCGUUUUCACGCCCCAAGGCCCCCAGAGGGCGUUUGUGGCGAUUCGCCCACCGGGACACCACUGUUCUGCUUCGCACCCUUCUGGGUUCUGCUGGAUCAACAAUGUCCAUGUGGGUAUCAUGCACGGCGUGCUCAGCCACGGCUUAACGCACGCCGCGAUCAUCGAUUUUGACCUCCACCACGGCGACGGCUCGCAGGCCAUCACCUGGGAGCACAACGCGCGAGGGGUCGGCCUGGCUAAGAACGCAGCUUGGUGGAAGAAGACGUCGAUCGGCUACUUUAGCCUGCACGAUAUCAACUCUUACCCAUGCGAGAUGGGCGAUGCAGACAAGGUUAGGAACGCGAGUAUUUGCAUCGACAACGCGCAUGGUCAGAGCAUCUGGAACGUCCACCUGGAUUCCUGGAAAACAGAGGCCGACUUCUGGGCUCUGUAUGAGUCCAAGUACGGUGUCCUGCUCGAGAAAACGCGCGCUUACCUGAGGAGUCACACGGAGCGUCUGAGGGCGUCCGGUCUGAACUCGAAGGCCGCCAUUUUCUUGUCGGCCGGCUUUGAUGCAAGCGAGUAUGAGAGCCAGGGCAUGCAGCGCCACAGCGUCAACGUGCCCACCGAAUUCUAUGCCCGCUUUACCCGCGAUGUGGUCCGCAUUGCCGCAGAAGAAGGAACCAGCGUGGAAGGUCGCAUUAUCAGUGUUCUCGAGGGAGGCUACAGCGACCGGGCGCUAUGUUCCGGUGUGUUUAGCCAUCUCUGCGGUCUCGCUGGGGAUGGGCCGAGCAACAAGGAUCAAGAGUUCAACGGCCCCGCGUCGGAGGGUAUCCAGCAACGUGCCCGGAAGGACUCGUCUGCAAGCGAACGUGGUGCUCGACGGUAUGAAUCGUCAUGGUGGUCUGCUGCGGAGCUGGAUGAGCUCGAGGCCACUCUAACUGCGCCCGUGCCGAUCCCGAAACCCGUUCGGACUUCCCCCCCUCCCACCUACUCCUCUCCGACGCAGGCCUCGCAGGCGAGGUCCAUCAACCCGAAGCGGAGUUUGUCCGGACUGUCGCAGGCCGCGGGUAACGGAGUGCCUAGAAUCUCAUUCCAGCCCCCGCCGCCUCCCGACGUACCGUGGACCAUCGCAACAACCGAAUUAAGCAAGAUUCUCAUCCCAAGCACCCGACAGACAAACAGUUGCACAGCGGAAGAGCUCAAUGCUGAAGCUACCCGGAUGAGGCGUGAGCGGGCCAUCCUCGCAGGUUCCAUGAUGCCUCCUGCUAUUGCCCCACCUGCAGAGGACCGGCCGCCGACAAGGAAGGGCCUGAGAGAGCGCAAGCCGAAACCGGCUCCCGUGGAAGAUGACCUGGAGCGGAAGAACAGACGGAAAACCGUGGCAAACCCGACUGAUCUUGCCCUGGAAGCUGGUUCGCGCGGGACUACUCCCAUUUCGGGGAAACAAUCGCGAGCUUCAAGACGCCUUAGCGCGGCGUCGACGGUUGUGUCCUCGGAAGGGUCAGAGGCCGUGCCACCACUUCCUCAGGGUAUUCCCACUCGCCCCGGUUCGAAGCCUGAUUCUGACGUGGCUGGAUCCGACGGCGGGACUCUCAAUGUGAAGAAGACACGGGCUCCAGCGAGAAAAGAGCCAGUUCCUCGCGCGCCCAGGGCGAAGAAGACUGCUGGGACAGCCAAGACCGCGGUGCCACCCAGUUCCUCGGCCGUUACAAGUCCCCAGCCAGUGGAGAAGACUGGGGACGGGGUCGACGAACUAACUGGUGGGAUGAAGAAGAUCAAAAUUACACUCGUCACGAAGGCGCAAAGGGAAGCACGCGAAAGGGAACGGCACUUACGAGAGCAACUUGGCCAGGCGGACACGAUCUCAGUUCCCACGCCGCAGGGAGAGGGGGCGUCUCAUACCGAGGCCACUCUGUCGCUGGACACGACAACGGCUUCUAAUCCACCUGCCGAAGAUGCCCAGCACCUCCCCACUCCCAGCCUGUCUCCCACACCACAACCUCCAGCAACCCAAGUCCACGCUCCCAUCAACCCCUCUACGCCCGUGGUCGAAGAGGCGCCGUCUUUCAUCUCGCCACCACAUACCGACCCUCGUCAAACCACUCUUCCAACAAGCUCGCCCCCGCUACCUCAUCAACCGCCCCCCUCCUCCACAUUAGGACCUAACAUCACGGACAUGAGCAGCCCCGUCUCCGAGACACCAUCAUCCCAAAUACCACAAAGCGACGUAUCCGGGGAUAACUUCAUCCCUUACCAACCCGAGGGUCCCCCUCCCCUUUCCAACGCCACAAACGCCCGGCAGCAGCAACAUCAGCAUCAGCAACAGCAAUAUCAAAACCACGCUGGCCAGCCGCCGCAACCCAAACAGUUCCAGUGGUUACCCCCCAACUCAUUUACCACACCAGUCCCGUCACCAGCCAGGAGUAAGGGUGAUCUGCCUGUGUUUAGUAGCACUGGCGUGAUUCCGUUUGCGCCGCGACUGGCGGGGGGGCAGGUGCAGGUACAGGGACAAGGACAACAGACUCCUGGGCAGUGGCAGCAGACGAAUGGGCAGUGGCAGCAAGUUCGUGGACCGGGACAGGGACAACAGACUCAUGGACUAGAACAGGGGCAGGAGAAGAAUGAGCAUUAG
Molecule: messenger RNA, 3609 nt
Organism: Dichotomopilus funicola
Lineage: Eukaryota; Fungi; Ascomycota; Sordariomycetes; Sordariales; Chaetomiaceae
Exons: 1
Coding region: 1-3609 (1202 amino acids)
Cellular component (GO): nucleus
Molecular function (GO): histone deacetylase activity
Source: RefSeq, a predicted model, not a curated record